CUCCGAACUCCCUGAGAGUGGAGACAGGACAGGGGAACAAGAAGCUUCAGAGCAGUUUCUCUGACACACCUAAAUAUCCCUCACUGAGAAAACACACACACACACACACUCUCACUCUCACACACCCACUUCUGGACUUGGACUCAGCUGUGGACUCCACCACCUGUCCUCUGGAGCUCAACCUGUGCCGUCCACACUCCCAGUCAUCACUCCCAUCACCUCCAGUCCCUCAGCCGCCCGCUUGGUGAGGGGGCAAAUGGCCGUGGCGCGGGCCUCUCUUGGGGGCGUUUUGGGCUGUGUCUUGCUUUCCCUGGCGCUGGGGAGCAGCAAUGUGGAUUUCGGGGCACCUCCGGCGAGCUUCUACCCCCGUUUUAACCCGUUCUUCUUCCUGUGCACCCACCACACGGAGAUGGAGGGAGCCGGGGUGGCGGAGGGCGGCGGAGAGGUGCUGCUGACCCUCCAGAUCACAGGAAAUCCCAGUUCCUACACGCCUGGACAGGAGUAUCAAGUCACCAUCUCUACCAGUGUCCCCUUUGAUGGUCUGCUGGUGACUGGCCUCUACACAUCCACACCGGUCCAGUCUGCUCCCAUUCCUGCCCCUGCUGCUUUCGGCUUUGGUGUGAUACCAGAUCGCCAGUUUGCUGGAACCCAGUUCGUCUGCAGUGUUGUGGCCUCUCAUGUCAGCCAUCAGCCCUCCACCAGCUUCAGUUUCGUCUGGAUCGCUCCGCCGCCGGGCACCGGCUGCGUCAAUUUUCUAGCCACAGCAACGCAUCGAGGACAGAUCAUUUUUAAGGAUGCGCUGGCCCAGCAGCUCUGCGAGCAAGGAGCUCCAACAGAAACCCCCGUGAGACCCAAUCUGGUGGAGCUCCAUGCGAAACAUGCUGUUCUGCGAGAUGACUUUGACGCCAACGUCCCAGGAGAGUUGGACUCUAACAUAUGGUCUGAGUGCAGUAACUGUGAGGUUGGGGAGCAGUGCGGUGUGUUGUUGCAUGGCAGAGCCGUCACUUUCUGCGAGCACUUUGGAGAGCGAGAGCUGACCACAGUACCUCUCAACACCAGCACAGCCUCCGUCCUGCAGUUUGCUCUGGGUUCAGGUUCCUGUCGGUUCAGCUACUCAGAUCCCAGCAUCACCGUGUCGUACAGCCUAAGUGGCAACGCAAACACCUCGGGUGACUGGAUCACACUGGAAAAGAUCAGAGCUCCCACUAACAGCAGCACCGUCGUCCACCUGGUGCCACUCCCACAUUCCUCCAGGGGAGAAGCCGUUCGUCUGCGCUGGUCUCAGGAGACGCCCUACGGGCCUGAAGGCUACGAGUCCUGCUGGGGCCUCGACAACGUGCUGCUGGUGAAUUCUGCCCACAGAGUUCCCCUCAUAGAGGACAACCUGGAUCCUCUGGACACGUCCAACUGGCUCUUCUUCCCCGGAGCCACCAUCAAGCAUGCCUGUCAAUCGGAGGGCAAUGCUCUGUACUUCCUUGGUGGUGAAGGAGUCGGCCGCAGUUUCGCCUCCACCAGAAACAUCGAUUUGCACCGUGAAGAGGGAAGAAGCUACUGGGAAGAAGACUUUGAGACGCCACCUUUAAACUGGGACAUAGAGGGAGCAAUGUACGGGACAAAGUGUGGAGAGAUUGAAUCAGGCGCUGCUUUGGUGUUCGAGAAGGAGGGUCGGAGAAGAGUGUGCACCCCCUACCUGGACACCACAUCUUAUGGAAACCUCCGCUUCCACUUCACCAUGGGUGGUGGUGACUGCGAUCCCGGGGAGUCACAUGAGAACAAUGUGGUUCUGUUUGGAAGGUCAGAGGGCAGAAGGGAGCGUGUGGUGCUCGACACUCUCCCAUACUCUUCCUACAGGACUCCCUCAGUCGUAUCGGUCGCGCUGCCAUCUGAGCUGCAAACACCGGUCACACAGUUCUGCUUGGAGCAGCGGUCCCACGGAGGCGCUAACCGUCAUGUGUGGGCCGUGGAUUUCAUGCAGCUGCUCCCUGUGUUGCCUGGCACACACACACAUGUUGCUCAGUUCUCCAUCAACCUCGGCUGUGGCUCCUACCAGCCUGCCAACAGUGUGAGUCUGGAGUUUUCCACCAAUCUCGGUCGCUCCUGGUCUCUGCUGCACACCGAGUGUCUGCCAGAACUCUGUGCUGGGCCACAUCUACCUCACAGCACCGUCUACUCCUCAGACAACUACAGCGGGUGGACCAGAAUCUCUAUCCCCCUGCCCAAUGCUGCCUUGACAGAGACGACUCGGUUUCGCUGGAAGCAGACCGGCACCGGAACGGGCAACAUGUGGGCCAUAGACAAUGUGUACAUCGGACCAGCUUGUCUCCGGUUCUGCUCUGGAAGAGGACAUUGCUCCCGCACAGGCUGCAAAUGUGACCCAGGCUUCAGCGGUCCGGCUUGUGAGCUUGCGUCGCAGACCUUCCCCGCUUUCCUGUCCGAGGGUUUCUCCAGCCCGCGUCUUUCCUCCUACCACAGCUUCUCGUCUCUGCGCGGCGGUGAAGUCAGCUUUGGCUGCGGCGUGCUGGCCAGCGGAAAGGCUCUGGUCUUUAACAGGGAUGGCAGGAGACACUUGGUCACAGCGCCGCUCGACAGUUCCCAGGCCAGAUACCUCCAGUUCACUCUGCGCCUCGGCAGUCGCAGCAUCCUGAGCUCAUGCCCGGCUCCUGAUCAGCCGGGCGAAGGCGUUUUGUUGCAUUACUCUUCAGAUAAUGGCAUCACCUGGACCCUGCUGCGGCACUACGCGUACCAGGGCUUCCACGAGCCAAGGAUCGUUUCAGUCGAACUUCCAUCGGGCGCUCGUAAGUUUGGCGUCCAGUUCCGCUGGUGGCAGCCGUAUCACUCGGGACGCAGCCGCGACGUUUGGGCUUUGGAUGAAAUCAGCAUGACCUCGGUUCUGUUCAACACCAUAAGUCUGGACUUCAGCAACGUGUUGGACGUCACCCAGAGUCUCGGCUUUUACCUGGGAAAUGUUCAGCCAUACUGCCAGCACGACUGGACUCUCAGUUUCUCUGGUGAGCCCAGUCCCGGAUUCAGCAUCCGUUAUGUUGAAACGCAGUCGAUGCAAAUCGGCGCCUCCUACAGUCUGCAGUUCUCCCUGGUGAUGGGCUGCGGCCGCGACCCCUCCCCUCACAUCGACACCCAGGUGCGCCUGGAGUUUUCCACCAAUCACGGCCUCACCUGGCACCUGGUCAAAGAGGCCUGUCUACCUGGCAUGCCGAGCUGCUCUGAGUUUACAGCUCCCAGUGUCUACCAUCCGUCUGAGUUCAAAGACUGGAGACGUGUUACGCUCUCGUUGCCUCAGAAGACGUGGUCCAGUGCAACCCGGUUUAGAUGGAUCCAGAAUUACUACGGCGAGCAGGACGAGUGGGCUCUGGACGACAUCUACAUCGGCCAGCAGUGUCCCAACAUGUGCCACGGACACGGCUGGUGUGACCACGGACAUUGCAGGUGUGACGACGGGUUCUCGGGUCAGGACUGCCAGCCGUCGUCUCCGCUCUCGUCGAGCGUCCUCUCAGAUUUUGAGUCCCAAGACGCGCUGCUGGCCACGUGGCAGGAGGUGAUUGGCGGAGAGGUGGCGGCGCCCGACAUGGGCUGUGGGGUGGUGUCGUCUGGAUCGUCGCUGUACUUCAGCAAGGCUGGGCUGCGGGAGCUGGUGAGCUGGGAUCUGGACACGGAGUGGGCGGAGUUUGUGCAGUUCUACCUGCGUGUGGGCGGAGACUGGGCGGAGUGUAACCAGGCAGACAGCAGGGAGGAAGGAGUGCUGCUGCAGUACAGUAACGAUGGAGGAAUCAGCUGGGGCCUCAUUGCUGAGAUGUACUUCACAGACUUCACCAAACCUCGCUUUGUUCAUUAUGAACUUCCUCUGGCUUCUAAAACUCCCUCCACUCGCUUUCGGUGGUGGCAGCCGCUCCAUUCUGGGGAAGGGUACGACCAGUGGGCCAUUGAUGACGUCAUAAUUUUGUCCGAGAGGGAGAAACACAUCAUCCCAAUGGCCAAUCCGACUCUGCCGCAGAACUUUUACGAGAAGCCGGCGUUCGACUACCCUCUGAACCAGAUGAGCGUUUGGCUGAUGCUCGGCAAUGAGGGCAUGGAGAGGGACAACAACAGCAGCUUCUGCGCUCCGACUCCCUCAGCGAUGGUGUUUGGACGUUCAGACGGGGACCGGGUGGCCGUCACCAGGGACCUGGCCCUCCGCCCUGGGUACACCCUUCAGUUUAAGCUGAACAUAGGCUGUGAGUCAGAGUUCAGCGCCUCAGCCCCGGUCCUGCUGCAGUACUCCCACGACGCCGGCAGAACCUGGGCGUUGGUCCGAGAAGGCUGCUACCCGGGAACGCCGGGAACAGGCGUCUGUGAAGGCAGCGGCCGUGAGCUCAGAGAACCGACUGUCUACAACACUGGAGACUACGAACAGUGGACCAGGAUCACUGUGGUCAUACCUCGAAAUGUGGCAGCCAGUAAAACCAGGUUCCGUUGGUUCCAGGAGAGUAGCGUGUACCGAGACGCGCCACCGUUUGCUUUGGACGGAGUCUACAUUUCCGAGCCCUGCCCCAACCAUUGCGGCGGUCACGGAGACUGCAUUUCUGGUGUCUGCUUCUGCGAUAUGGGCUUCACAGUGGAGCAAGAUAGUUGUGUCCCAUCCGUAGCUAGUCCCACGGAGCUGACAGAGGACUUUGAGGGGAAGCUGAGUCCUCUCUGGCAGAGUAUCAGCGGGGGACAAAUCGGAGGCGGCUGCGGCAUCAUCAGUGAGGGCAAGGCUCUUUACUUCAGCAGUGCUGGACUUCGGGAGGCUCGAACAGCUCCUCUGGACACUACCAACACACGGUUGGCUCAGUUUUACAUCCGAAUUGGCAGCAAGAGUUUAGGACCCACCUGCACCAGGCCUCGCUCGCGCAAUGAAGGUGUCAUUGUCCAGUUUUCCACCAAUAAUGGCAUCCAUUGGCAGUUUCUGAGAGAGUUGGACUUCAGCUCCUUCUUGGAGCCUCAGGUGGUCACCAUUGAGCUUCCACCUCCAGCAAAAACUUCCUACACUGUGUUUCGGUGGUGGCAGCCACAACAAGGAAAGCACUCUGCCCAGUGGGCGCUGGAUGACGUUCUGAUCGGUAUGAACGACAGCUCCAGAACGGGUUUCCACGAUAAAUUCGAUGGCUCCACCCCGCUGAGGCACAACUGGUACCGGAUCCAGGGCGGGGAGGUGACCGUGGACUGCUUGUCUCUGGACACUGCUCUCACCUUUAACUCUGAGGCCAUUGAUAAGAAGCCAAGAUAUGCAGAGAGCUGGGACUUUGAGGUGACGGGUUCGUCAUUCCUCCAGUUUGAGCUGAGCAUGGGCUGCAGUAAGUCCACCUCCUUCUCCCACGGGGUCCGACUGGAGUACUCGACAGACUGUGGCCGCCACUGGACUCUCAUCACGCCGGAGUGUGUCCCUCCAGCCAUCGGCUGCGCUGGUUACACACAGAGCUCCAUCUAUGCAUCAACCCAACACAAACACUGGAGGAGAAUCACGGUUUACCUGCCCAGUGCUGCUAAUUCCCCCAGAACUCGGUUCCGUUGGAUCCAGACCCACUUCACACCAGGGGCAGAAGGAUGGGCACUGGACAACGUGCUACUUGCCCCUGGUUGCCCAUGGAUGUGCUCUGGACAUGGUCUGUGUGACAACGGCCGCUGUGUAUGUGAUAAAGGUUACGGCGGAGCGCACUGCGUACCUUUGGCUCCUCUGCCCUCGGUGCUGAGGGAAGACUUCAACGAGAAUCUGCAGCAGGAGACUUGGCCCGAAGUGUACGGCGCAGAGAGGGGGACGCUCAGCGGGGAGCCACUUAAAUCUGGAACUGCGCUUAUUUUCAAAGGGGAUGGACUGCGAAUGAUUGUGUCGAGGGAUCUGGACUGUUCCAGCACUCUCUACAUCCAGUUCUCUUUCAAGUUUAUCACCAAAGGCGUGCCGGAGCGCUCCCACUCGGUGCUGCUGCAGUAUUCUGUGAACGGAGGGAUCAGCUGGCUCCUGUUGGAUGAGUUUUACUUCCCGUCUUCCACAGACACGCUGUUCCUCCACCUGCCUCUGCCAGCCAGCGCUCAAACCAACGCCACCCGUUUCAGACUGUGGCAGCCUUACAACAGCGGUAAAAAGGAAGAGGUGUGGGUGAUCGAUGAUCUCAUCAUUGAUGGCAGCUCUCUACACAAACCACCGAUGGUAAUCGACACUUUUGAGGAAGGCCCUAAUGAGGAGAACUGGCUUUUCUACCCUGGUGGAAACACAGGACUAUACUGCCCCUACCAAAAGGCUGGCCUGGAAGAAGAUGAGUCGGCCAUGGUGUUCAUCUCCAGUGAGCUUGGAGAACACUCCAUCACCACCAGGGACAUUGACGUCAACGAGAACACCAUCAUCCAGUUUGAGAUCAAUGUUGGCUGUACUACUGAGAGCUCCUCUGCAAACCCGGUUCGGCUCGAGUUUUCACGGGACUUUGGAGCCACAUGGCACCUUUUGGUGCCGCUGUGUGCCGGCGGCCCUCAGCCCUCCUCGCUUUGCUCCACAGAGCUUCACCCUGCCAGCAUCUAUUUCCCCGGUACCACACACGGCUGGAGGAGAGAGCUGAUCCACGUUGGCAAGCUUCGCCUGUGUGGGUCAAUAAGGUUCCGCUGGUUCCAAGGUUUCUUCUCAGCUGGUUCUGCUCCUCCAACUUGGGCGCUGGAUAACGUUUACAUCGGCGCUCAGUGUCAGGACAUGUGUAACGGUCAUGGGGUGUGUGUGAGCGGCACCCACUGUGUGUGUGACCCCGGUUUCUCUGGACCCGACUGCUCUGUUCCAGAAACCCCAAAUCCAGACUUCCUCAAGGAGGACUUCGAAGGAGGAGCUGUGGAUGCUGAGCAUUUCACUCUGCUGAGUGGAGGAAAACCAUCCAGGAAAUGUGGCAUCAUGUCCAGCGGAAACCACCUGUUCUUCAGCGAGGAUGGUCUACGCAUGUUGGUCACCAACGAUAUGGAUCUGUCAAAUGCAAGGUUUGUUCAGUUCUUCCUUCGCCUUGGCUGUGGCAAAGCGGCACCGGAUCCUCGUUCUCAGCCUGUUCUGCUGCAGUUCUCUGUGGAUGGAGGCCUAACCUGGGGACUGCUCCAGGAGUUUCUCUUCAGUAAUACCAGUAACCAAGCUCGGCUGGUGGCUCUGGAGAUCCCACUGCGUGCCAGAACACCUGCCACUCGUCUGCGCUGGUGGCAGCCGUCUGAAAAUGGUCACUUUUACAGCCCGUGGGUCAUAGAUCAGGUCGUGGUGGGUGGCAGUGCUAGCGGCUGGGGGCCACUGGAAGACGAUUUCUCCUCGAUCGACGGACGGUCGUGGCUCCUCCACCCGGGUGGAACCCGAAUGCCUGUGUGUGGUUCUGACGGACCAGCUUUCGCUUUCAUCGAGAAAUCCAACACACGAUACGCCGUCACUACUGACAUUAGUUUGGGCCAAGAUGCUUUCAUCCAGUUCGACUUUUCUGCAUCCUGCUCUGUCACUAAUUCUUGUUACUCUGUGGAGUUGGAGUAUUCACUGGAUCUGGGUCUGACUUGGCAGCCGCUGGUCAGAGACUGUCUGCCUACAAGUCCCGACUGCUCUUCUUACACUCUGCAGCGGAUUCUCGUUUCAGACACCUACAACAAGUGGGGCCGUGUCACCUUGUCUAUCCCUUCAUACGCCAGAUCUCCUGCCACGAGGUUCCGCUGGUUCCAACAGGCUCCCUUUGAUAAGCAGCAGACCUGGGCUCUGGAUAACCUGUACAUUGGUGACGGCUGUCCUGAUAUGUGCUCUGGACACGGCCGCUGCCAACAGAGCUCCUGUGUGUGUGACCCGGAGUGGGGAGGAGAGUACUGCGACGAGCCAGUGCUGUCGCUGCCGUCCCAGCUGAAGGACAGCUUCAGUCGAGCGCCGUCGCUCAGCCACUGGCACGUUCUCACGGGUGGGAAGCUCAGCUCCGUGUGUGGAGCUGUGGCGUCUGGAGCUGCGCUGCACUUCAGCGGGUCAUGCACCCGUCAGCUCGUGACGGUGGAUCUGAAUCUGACGAAUGCGGAGUUCAUCCAGUUCUACUUCAUGUACGGCUGCAUGAUUCCUCCCAGCAACCGGAACCAGGGAGUCCUUCUGGAGUACAGCUUGAACGGGGGAAUUAACUGGCAUUUACUCACAGAGAUCUUCUACGAUCUCUACACCAAACCUGGGUUCGUAAAUGUGCUGCUGCCCCCUGCUGCACGUCAGGAAGGAGUGCGGGUGCGGUGGUGGCAGCCGCAGCAUGAAGGAGCAGACCGAAGCGACUGGGCUCUGGACAACGUCCUCAUCGCCGGAUCAGACCCGCGGGCCCAGAUCUCUGACACAUUCGGAGGCGUGGCUCUGCCUAACCAUGAGAGAGCACCUGCAGAUGAGACUUCUGGAAGAGUCAGUCUGCUGAAUGAACAGGAAGAAACGCCAAUAGUGAGUGACCACUGGCUUUUCUCUGAGGAUUGCUUUGUGCAGCGCUUCUGCAACUCCCCUGAUGGUGUGAUGGUGUGUGGAAAUGCAGAUGGGAGAGAAGUGUAUGCUGUCACACAUGAUAUUGUUCCAGACAAAGGCUGGGUCAUGCAGUUCAAGAUUGCUGUUGGCUGCAAUAUUCCAGACCGUCCAGCAGAUCGACAGAUCCAUGUUCAGUAUUCGGUAGAUUUUGGAGUUACAUGGAAGUACCUGGUCCCUCAGUGCCUGCCUGCUGACCCUCGCUGUGGCGGUCAGGUCUCCCAGCCAUCAGUCUUCUUCCCUGCUGAGGGCUGGAAAAGGGCAGUCUACCCACUUCCAGACAGCAUGGCUGAAACUGCGGUGCGGUUCCGGUUUUACCAGCAGCACUCGGACAUCCAGUGGGGUGUGGAGAACCUGUACAUCGGGCCGCCCUGUGACGGCCACUGUGGGGGACACGGAGACUGUCUGGAUCAGCGAUGCAUCUGCGAUCCAGGAUUCACCGGACCCAACUGUUACGCCAGUACCGCCCUAAAGGCAUCUUUGAAGGAGCGCUUUGACUGGGAAGGGGGAGCCGGACCUCAGUGGCAGGUGCUGGAGGGCGGGAAGCCCUGCACAGACUGUGGCGUUCUGGUGGAGGGCACCGCUCUGUAUUUUGGAGGAGCUGAUGCCAGGCAGGCUGUCACUGCCGAUCUGGACCUCCGGGGGGCCAAGUUUGUGGAGUACUGGGCCAGGAUCGGAAGUGACGACAACAUGACCAUGUGCCACCGUCCCACAUGCCGUAAAGAGGGGGUCCUGCUGGAUUACUCCACUGAUGGAGGUGUGUCCUGGACUCUGCUACAUGAGAUGGAUUACCUGAAGUACGUGUCCGUGAGGAGAGACUAUAUUGUUCUGCCAGAGGUGGCGCUGACUAACGCCACACGCCUGCGAUGGUGGCAGCCUUUUACCGUCUCGUCAGGGUUGGCCACGCCAAGCCUGGAGAGAGCUCAGUGGGCCAUCGACAACAUCUUGGUGGGAGGGUCAGACAUCAACCCGUCCACACUGCUGGACACCUUUGAUGAUGAGGGCGUUUCUCAUGAGGAAAGCUGGAGUUUCUAUCCUAACGCUGUGCGUACCGCCGGCUUCUGUGGAAAUCCCUCAUUUCACCUCUACUGGCCGAACAAGAACCAAGACAGGACACACAACAUCCUUGCUACUCGAGAGCUUAUAGUUCAGCCCGGAUACAUUUUGCAGUUUAAGAUUGUUGUCGGCUGUGAGGCAGACACAUGUGAGGAUCAUCACUCUGUCCUGCUGCAGUACAGGAAGGACGCACGGUCCGACUCGUGGCAGCUGGUCCAGUCAGAAUGUCUUCCUUCGUCUGUGAACAACGUUGGCUGCUCCCCCUUCCAGUUCCACGAAUCCACCAUCUACAGUCCGGUUAACAGCUCCACCUGGACCAGAGUCACGGUCCAGCUGCCGGACCACGUCUCCUCAGGAGCUACGCAGUUCCGCUGGAUUCAGAAGGAGGGAACAGGAGAGAGGCACAGCUGGGGGGUGGAUAAUGUUUACAUUGGCGAGGUUUGCCCCGGGCUCUGCAGUGGCCGUGGCUACUGCACGAGUGGAGUGGUCUGCAUCUGCGAUGAAGGAUACCACGGCGAUGACUGCUCCCUCUCCAGCACAGACUUGCCGAGCUCCAUCAAGGACAACUUCGAGUCCGGGGCGGUGUCUCCGGAGAGCUGGCAGCUGAUCCACGGCGGCGGCGUGGGCAGCGGCUGCGGGCAGCUGUCUCCACAUGCUCACGGAGACUCUCUCUACUUCAGUGGCUGUAAGCUGAGGCAGGCAGUUACCAAACCGCUGGACCUCACUAGAGCCAGGUACAGCAAGAUCAUGUUUGUGCUGCAGAUCGGCAGCGUAGCACAGACAGACAGCUGUAACAUCGCUCUGGAUCAGGCCGACACAGUGGACCGGGCCGUGCUGCUGCAGUACAGCGUCAACAACGGAGUCAGCUGGCACGUGAUUGCCCAGCAUCAGCCCAAAGACUUCAUAAAGGCCCAGAGAGUCUCCUACAACAUCCCACUUGAAGCGAGGGUUAAAGGCGUAAUGCUGCGAUGGUGGCAACCCAGACACGAUGGUGCAGGACAUGACCAGUGGGCUUUGGACCAUGUGGAAGUAGUUCUACUGGGGCUCCUUCCCCCCCAGACCUUUCUACAAGACAGCAGUCCCCACCUCCUGCCCAUCCCCUCUCGCGCUCUAACCUCUGCUCUCUUCUGUAUUCUGCUCCCUCUGGCAUGGCUGUAGUGUGAGCACACGCAAACAAAACUACAUGAUGAGCUUUGCCAGACAGACCGGGAUGCGUCACUACUACAGCCGCAAGCGGCGGGCACUGCAGCAGCGUGCCUGAAUCCCCGCCCCCUUCCUCCUGACCGCAUUUCGCCCCGCUGUGACCCGUCCGCCGGUGGAUUCAAGUCGUCCCGCCCAUCUUCUGCUCGUUCUCAACAAAUCACCUUGGCUUUCUCAACCAAACCCAGUAAAACUCAUAACGAAGGAAUAAGGCGGCCAUUUUGGAGAGGAUGGUCCACGGUUUCUAGUUCUUUUGUAAUUGUCGCUGCCAUUCCUUGAAAUCCUUCGCCGUAUCCCUUCUUUUCCUACCACACUGUGAAAUUAAAAGAUGAUUUAUCACUGCUGAACUGACCAGCUGAUUGGAGAGUAGCCUCCCAGUUCCACUGAGCCGCCUCCAAAGCUGCCAAACCAGUAAGCCAGGAGAAGGACACACAAUGACCAUAAAGGAGGAACAACAAUGAAGCUUAAAAAAAAACUGAAAAAAAAAAAAUAGAGUACUGUGUUCUUGGUGUUCUGUGUGUUUGUGGGUUAAUUUUGUGAUAAGUUGACUGUGGUGUUCCGUUUAUUUGUUUGUUCGUUUUCUACUAAUUCAUAUGAUAUUAUAGGGGAGGGACUGGGGGAUAUGCUGGGUUUUGUUUGCCUUCUCACGUUUUUUCUUUUCUCUUUAUUUUUUGGAUCAUGUGAGCAACGAGCAAAAAGCCUCAACAACAACCAGAGAAGGAAGGAAAAGAUUUGCACAAAAACUAAAAAAAAAAAAAAAGAAAUUAUGGGGAAAACUUUUUUUUUGUUAUUGUUUUUUUAUAUAUAUGUUGGUUUCCGAAAAAUACAGAUAUUUAUGGUAAAUGGUUCUUCACGUAACCUAUUUAAGAUGCACUGUGCGUGAAAUCUGUAUGUUAUUUUCCAGUGUUAAGUUAUUACAGUCGAGUCAGGCUCUCGGACUGCAACAUCUCCCCUCUUCCUUCACUUUCCUACGAUGGCGAACUGGAGCUGAUCUGGAUUUAAAAAAAGAAGUACUUUUCCACCAAAAACUCUCACAAAUUUUGAGGUGAAAUACAGAAAUUUACUUGAAAAAAUAAGGAAAUUCUGAGCUCAAAAAGUUGUAAAUUUGCAGUCCAAUCUCAAAUGUUUCUAGAAAAACACUUGGAAAUUUCUGAGCUCAAAAAGUCAAAUGUGAGAGAAAAACUCAAAUUUUUAGGUCAAUUCAGUUUGUGGAAAAAACGUUGAAUUUUGAGCUUAAAAAGUCGGUAAUAUGCAAGAAAAAAACUCAGAAAUAUUGACAAUUAUCUCCAAAAUUUUCUAGGAACAGCUUGAAAUUUCUGAAAAGUUUAAUAUUUUUACUUUUGGAACUCAGAAAAUUACCAAAAGUUGUGAAUUUUUUACAUGGAGCUCAAUCAUUUCCACCUUUCUUAUAGGAAAUAUUGCAAAAUUUAUCAAAAUGUGUUUUUUCUCCCAAAUUUUUGUCUUGACCACGUUUUGGGUUUUUUUUCUAGAAAAUUUCUGAGAUUAAUCUCAAAGUUCCUGAGUUUAGGUUUUACAAAUUCAUUACUUUUGGUGCUCCAAAAUUUCUGAGAUCGAUAUCAAAGUUUGAGUUUUCUGGGGGAAAUUUACUACUUUUUCUUUUCUAUCUAUGACUACCCCAAUUCGCCGUCGUCCUUUCCUGUUUUCUUGUGCUGUUUCCUCCCUUUUUCCUCCCACAUCCUCUCUCUCUCUGCUGAUUUCUGGUACCUGGAGGUGAGGCUCUAUUAGUGUCGUUUAUGGACGUCUGUGUAACAUGGACCCUCUGACCCUCAGUGUAACUCCAGUAUAGCAAUUUCCUGUAUAUAUAUGUAUAUCCACUAUGGGGAGACCCAGCAGCCUUAUAAAAGGGAAAUAAAGAACUGUCAAACCUCAAACUACAUUUUGUCACAUUUUUCCUCUCUUAAAAGCCUACAUAUUAUCAAUCUUUUAGAACUUGAGAAAAAUCACCUUUAAUUUCUAAACUACAAACCUCUGAGAAGCAGCAGGUAGGCCUGAAGCCGUUAAUCUGAUUGAUUGAUUGAUUGAAUGGAAGAGGAUUAGGGCCACUAAAGUUUUUUUUUCUCAGAAAUCUGACUUGAAACAAUUUUUUCUGACAAUUGACUUUUUUUCAAUUUUUUUCCUCGAUUUUUGGAAUUUACUUUUUCAUUAGAAUUCUUUAAUCUGAAUUAUUAAUUAUUCUGAAUUACAACUAUUUUGCUAGUCUUUUUUUGUAGUUAUUUUUUCUCAAUUCUUAGAAUUCUAACAUUUUCAUUAGAUUCUUUAAUCUCUGAAUUAUUUCUCAUUUUUUUCCUCAGAAUUCUGAGGUUAAAGUGGGAAAAAAAGGAAAACGUAAUUUUUUGCUUCUGGUUAAUAUUUUUUAGCCAUUGAUAUAGCAGGUACGACCAGGUUUGUCUUAUUUACGUAGUGCUUUAAAAACGUCUUCCACAACAUUAUUACAUCUGAAAUAUUUUAUUACAGAUCUUGGAUUAAAAACAUAAAUACUACUUAAAAACAUCGUAAUAAAAGCGUCUGGCAUUCGGAUGGCGCACACUGCAGUUUUCAGACUGCGUGUUCGCCCCUCAACUUCUCAUUACCUAUUUUACUCACAAACAAGUAAUAAUAAAGACAGCCAGAAGAGUUAUAAGAACAUAA
Molecule: messenger RNA, 13408 nt
Organism: Gambusia affinis (western mosquitofish)
Lineage: Eukaryota; Metazoa; Chordata; Actinopteri; Cyprinodontiformes; Poeciliidae
Gene: reln
Product: reelin
Exons: 65
Coding region: 257-10717 (3486 amino acids)
Biological process (GO): neuron migration; central nervous system development
Molecular function (GO): lipoprotein particle receptor binding
Source: RefSeq, a predicted model, not a curated record